This is a messenger RNA of Kwoniella shivajii, 447 nucleotides long. RefSeq lists its product as uncharacterized. Lineage: Eukaryota; Fungi; Basidiomycota; Tremellomycetes; Tremellales; Cryptococcaceae. Bases 1 to 447 code for a protein of 148 amino acids. The transcript is spliced from 3 exons. The record is from RefSeq and is a predicted model, not a curated record.
AUGGCUCAGCCCCGAGCUCAAGCCCAAGCUCAAGCCCAAGCUCAAGCUCAAUCGAACAAUGCAAGUCACAUUCACAUUCAACCAGGAACAUUCCAAUCACUCCUUCCUUUACUAGAUGACAUAUUAAGUAUAAUACAUGAUCAAGCUACUUGUUCGGAAAAAACAAGUACAGCUCAAGCUGGAGAGAGUGUAGCGUCUAAAGCCAAAGAACUAGCGACCACCAUAGAGAAUAUGAAACUCGCUACAUUGAACCUUCCAGGUGGGGAAUUAUCGAUUCACGAGUUGAAACGAUUGAGUGAUAGAUUAGAUGAAGAAGGUGAUAAGAGGAGACGGAUACUAUCAGCUUUUGAAACGCGUCAAAUGCCUCUACUUGAUCGACUGGGCGAUCAAACCUCAUCAUCCAUAGACAUAGACGAAGGAGGAAGUGUGAUGCCUAGUCCAGCAUGA